CGCGCCGCUCCCGCGCCGCCCCCCCCCGGCAGUGCGGUGCUGCGCCGCGAACAUGGCGUCGGAGGGGAUGAUCCUGACGAACCACGACCACCAGAUCCGCGUCGGCGUCCUCACAGUGAGUGACAGUUGCUUCAGGAACCUUGCCGAGGAUCGUAGUGGGAUAAACCUUAAAGAUCUGGUCCAAGACCCUUCUUUGUUGGGUGGGACUAUAUCUGCAUACAAGAUAGUGCCAGACGAAAUAGAAGAAAUCAAGGAGACGCUGAUAGAUUGGUGUGAUGAAAAGGAACUUAAUUUGAUUUUAACAACUGGAGGAACAGGGUUUGCACCGCGAGAUGUCACUCCAGAGGCCACUAAAGAAGUAAUAGAGCGAGAAGCCCCGGGGAUGGCCCUGGCAAUGCUGAUGGGAUCACUUAAUGUUACACCUCUGGGCAUGCUCUCUAGGCCUGUGUGUGGAAUCAGAGGGAAAACUCUCAUAAUUAAUCUUCCAGGUAGCAAGAAAGGGUCACAGGAAUGCUUUCAGUUUAUACUGCCAGCCCUACCUCACGCCAUUGAUCUCUUGCGGGAUGCCAUUGUAAAAGUAAAGGAGGUACACGAUGAGCUUGAAGAUCUACCUUCACCACCACCUCCUCUUUCUCCUCCUCCAACCACCAGCCCUCACAAACAGACAGAAGACAAAGGAGUGCAGUGUGAGGAAGAGGAGGAAGAGAAGAAGGAUAGCGGAGUUGCCUCAACAGAGGACAGUUCUUCUUCACAUAUAACAGCAGCAGCCAUUGCAGCUAAGAAGCAUCCAUCCUAUACCAGUCCAGCUGUUUUCAUGGCUAAAGGUCAACAGCCCAUUCCUGGUCUCAUCAGUUAUUGCCAUCAAGCAGCAGGCAGUGCAGGAGAUCUGAUUCCAGAUUCCAUCAUCUCUCGUGGUGUUCAGGUUCUCCCACGUGACACAGCCUCCCUCAGUACUACUCCUUCAGAAUCUCCUCGUGCCCAAGCCACCUCUCGCCUCUCCACUGCGUCCUGCCCAACACCAAAACAAAUUAGACGGCCGGAUGAAAGCAAAGGAGUUGCUAGUAGAGUUGGAUCCCUCAAAGUCCAGUCUAGGUGCAGCAGCAAGGAGAACAUCCUCAGAGCAAGCCACAGUGCUGUUGACAUUACCAAGGUAGCAAGAAGACAUCGCAUGUCUCCAUUCCCUCUGACAUCUAUGGACAAGGCCUUCAUCACAGUUCUGGAGAUGACCCCAGUGCUUGGAACAGAAAUCAUCAAUUACAGAGAUGGAAUGGGGCGAGUCCUUGCUCAAGAUGUGUAUGCAAAAGAUAAUCUACCACCAUUUCCAGCAUCAGUAAAAGAUGGUUACGCUGUCAGAGCUGCUGAUGGCCCAGGAGAUCGAUUCAUCAUAGGGGAAUCCCAGGCUGGUGAGCAGCCAACUCAGACUGUGAUGCCUGGUCAGGUAAUGCGUGUUACAACUGGUGCUCCAAUUCCAUGUGGUGCUGAUGCAGUGGUGCAAGUGGAAGAUACAGAGCUCAUCAGGGAAUCAGAUGAUGGCACUGAAGAACUAGAAGUUCGAAUCCUGGUGCAAGCUCGACCAGGCCAAGAUAUCAGACCCAUAGGACAUGACAUUAAAAGAGGUGAAUGUGUGCUGGCAAAAGGAACCCACAUGGGUCCAUCUGAGAUUGGUCUCUUAGCAACUGUUGGAGUAACUGAAGUAGAAGUUAACAAGUUUCCAGUGGUUGCAGUAAUGUCAACAGGGAAUGAGCUGCUGAAUCCUGAGGAUGACCUCUUGCCAGGAAAGAUUCGGGACAGUAACCGUUCGACUCUCCUAGCUACAAUCCAAGAACAUGGCUACCCAACCAUCAACUUGGGAAUUGUGGGUGAUAAGAAGCCAGAUGUUUUUAAAGAAGAAGGGACACAGAGCUUCCAGAACCCUGCGGAGACAGGCGUACCAGAUUGCCCAGAUGAUUUACUGAAUGCAUUGAAUGAGGGUAUCAGCCGUGCUGAUGUGAUCAUUACAUCAGGAGGUGUAUCUAUGGGGGAAAAGGACUAUCUUAAACAGGUGCUGGAUAUUGAUCUUCACGCACAGAUUCACUUUGGCAGAGUUUUUAUGAAACCUGGCCUGCCAACAACUUUUGCAACUCUGGAUAUUGAUGGCGUAAGAAAAAUAAUCUUUGCGCUCCCAGGCAAUCCUGUGUCAGCUGUCGUCACCUGCAAUCUCUUUGUUGUUCCUGCACUGAGGAAAAUGCAGGGUAUCCUGGAUCCUCGGCCCACCAUCAUCAAAGCCAGGUUAUCAUGUGAUGUAAAAUUGGACCCCCGUCCAGAAUAUCAUCGGUGCAUUCUGACUUGGCAUCACCAAGAACCACUACCUUGGGCACAGAGUACAGGGAAUCAGAUGAGCAGUCGUCUGAUGAGUAUGCGCAGUGCCAAUGGACUGUUGAUGCUACCUCCAAAGACAGAGCAGUAUGUGGAGCUUCACAAGGGGGAGGUGGUGGAUGUCAUGGUCAUUGGAAGGCUAUGAUGUCACCAGCAAGAGCGGAGCUUUGAUGCAUGUCCACAUAUCAUUGACUGUAUCCUGUAAUAUGCAACGGCACAGCUAGUUUUUCCGAUUUGGAUAAAAGUUGAUCAGUAUAGUCAACAUCUUGAAAUAUAUUUCAAAUGGAAUUUAAAUAAAUACCUUUUAAAAAAAAAAAACUUUAAAACAAAUCUUAACAAAGAAAUUUAUUCUGAUUAUAUCAAAGCAACUUUUUCCUUUUCUUGCAAUUGCUUUGUGUGUUCAAUGCUAGUUCUAAUAGCGGUAGCUUUUAGUAGACAGCAGUAGGUGCCUGCAGAACUUGUGUUUUUUCUCAUCUUUAAGAUACAACUACUUACGCUCUUAAAACAAGGCUGUCUGCUUAUUUAUACUAGCCUAGACAACACUUGGAUUUCCCUUAUUAGUAUGCUUCAUAACCGCUUCACAGAGAGCUUCUGCUUGUUCUUUAUCUUGUAUCUCGUGUUGAUGUGCACAGUGCCAAAAGCAGAGUGGCUGCACUGGGAACCCAAUGAAGCCCCGAGGUUUUCUCACCUCGCCGCGCAUUCAGGGAUGUCUCUUGUCCCGGCAGCCACCCAGCUCAGUACUCUUGGGCAGUAACUGGAUACCUUUUAUUUCAACAAACAAAAAAAUUGCUUCCUUAAGUGCUGACAGCCUUUUUAACCAAUACAUUUAAAAAUGUACAGAACUAAAAACUAAAAAAAAUCAAAGACUGAUCUUGUACAGAUAUUAGUGUUACCAGCAUUCGUGUGGAAAUUAAAUGAGCAAAGAAAUAAAACUAAUGUUAAACAACUCUGUACCAUAACAUUUUCUGUAAUGAUAUUGAAACUUAAAUGAAUAAAAAAAAUCCUCAAUCAUUAUUUAAAAUUUCA
This is a messenger RNA of Oenanthe melanoleuca, 3381 nucleotides long. RefSeq names its product gephyrin (gene GPHN). Lineage: Eukaryota; Metazoa; Chordata; Aves; Passeriformes; Muscicapidae. Gene Ontology annotation, cellular component: cytosol; postsynaptic membrane; cytoplasm. The transcript has 25 exons. The record is from RefSeq and is a predicted model, not a curated record. Bases 53 to 2500 code for a protein of 815 amino acids. Gene Ontology annotation, biological process: glycine receptor clustering; establishment of synaptic specificity at neuromuscular junction; Mo-molybdopterin cofactor biosynthetic process. Gene Ontology annotation, molecular function: molybdopterin molybdotransferase activity.